Pelobates fuscus (common spadefoot toad) is the source of this 717-nucleotide messenger RNA. RefSeq names its product tektin bundle interacting protein 1 (gene TEKTIP1). Lineage: Eukaryota; Metazoa; Chordata; Amphibia; Anura; Pelobatidae. Bases 72 to 488 code for a protein of 138 amino acids. The transcript has 4 exons. The record is from RefSeq and is a predicted model, not a curated record.
AUCGCUUUAUCUUACACGCUGCUAGACAUUGGUCUGCAUUUGCCCCCUUCCCAAAGUUUACAGCCUUCAGCAUGGAGCACCCUGAGGUCAUUGAGUAUAUUCCACGACGGACAUUGGAGGCAGAGUUCCCCUCUACCAACAACAGUAGAGAUCUUCCAUUUCUUCAUGGCUACUCUUGCCCCACCUUGCAUCAAGCAGUCCGGACUCAUUCUGGACCAAUGGGCGUGGAUGUUAAAACACAAACAUUGUACGCAGGAAAGAACCGGGAGAUUUAUGACAAGUGGAAACAGGGACACAGUCAGAGAGAACGGGAGGCUCUACCCCAUGCCAGCUCUCAACAUCUACGGGAAACAGUCUGGUAUGACCCUUGCCUUACAGCUCAAUAUCUACAAAGUUCUCCACGUUGGGGAACUUUCCAGUGGAGAGAGAGACCUAUUCCUGGCAAAGAAUUUGUUUUGAACAGACACAAGUUUGGAGUCCAGAAGUAAGAGCAAAGAUCACAGAAUAAGUCGUAAAGCACAUCAGCCAGAGGAACGCAAGUUAGAAGGACAAUAUCAUUGACUCAUGUAGUUGGCACCACCUGCUCUAAUUAUGUGUAUUCCAUGCAUGUGUACAGAAAGAUAAUCGUCUUGUGAAAAAAUUCAAAUGCAAAGUGCAUUCUUUGCAGAAUAAAAACGUGCAUUUCCUUCUGAAAUGUUCAUUCUUCCUUGAAGCACA